Molecule: messenger RNA, 513 nt
Organism: Hippoglossus stenolepis (Pacific halibut)
Lineage: Eukaryota; Metazoa; Chordata; Actinopteri; Pleuronectiformes; Pleuronectidae
Gene: polr2l
Product: RNA polymerase II, I and III subunit L
Exons: 3
Coding region: 162-365 (67 amino acids)
Biological process (GO): transcription by RNA polymerase I; transcription by RNA polymerase II; tRNA transcription by RNA polymerase III
Cellular component (GO): RNA polymerase I complex; RNA polymerase III complex; RNA polymerase II, core complex
Molecular function (GO): DNA-directed RNA polymerase activity; DNA binding; zinc ion binding
Source: RefSeq, a predicted model, not a curated record
AGUUAUGCCUUUAUUUUGAAGGAUUGGCGCCGGAAGUCAUUGUGGUAGCAGCAGGAGCACAGUGUGGAGAGAAGCCGCCAUCGCUUCCUCGUAGCUUGUUUCUCGCUCUAUAACUUAUUAUUUAAGCUUUCAGUGAACCUGACUGGUGACGGUGUCUGACAAUGAUCAUCCCUAUCCGCUGCUUCACAUGCGGGAAGAUCGUGGGUAAUAAGUGGGAGGCAUACCUCGGCCUACUCCAAGCAGAGUACACUGAGGGUGAUGCCCUUGAUGCCCUGGGCCUGAAGAGAUACUGCUGUCGGAGGAUGCUCCUUUCUCACGUGGAUCUUAUUGAGAAGUUAUUGAAUUAUGCUCCACUGGAGAAGUGAUUGCUACUGGCUACCUCCAAGAACUGCAGGGACUUUGUGGGGCUGUGACAUGGACAGAGUCAUGUUAUUAUGUUUUUGUCUGACAGAAGAUCACAGUGAAGACUUUUGAAAUGUUAAUUUGUUUUUCUAAAUAAAGCUAUCAAAUGAC